UGCGUAGAAACAAAUAAAAUUUUUGUUCGCGAAAAAAUUAACCGGAAUUCGGGACAUUGUAAUUACUGCGCUGCAUUCUGUUCGUACUUUCGAUUUGUAUUCGAAAUAAAUGUUUAAUUAGUUCGCAAAUGUUGGUGCUGCGGCGGCCUGAAACCUAACCCAACAACAGUGAGCGAGACAAGCGUAAAGUUUUUCAAACCGUAAUCUUGUUGAUUAAUUCAUACUAAAUAUUGCGUGCGUUCAUUUUAUGGAUGGCUCAUUUGCUUUUGGAUACUUGCCGAAGAAAGGCCAAGACAUAAACUCAUUACCGCGUUCCAAGCACAGGCCACCGAAUACAUUGUAACAUGCUUUAAAAAAACCGCCAAUACCACAAUAAACAAACAUCAAAAUCGCGAUUCAUUUGACUAAGCCUUACCAUCAUUGCCCUGAUCGUCAUCUACAUACGCUAGCGCUCGCACUCCCGCUCACAUCCAUUCACCCAGCAUCCACAACAAACCCAAUCAAUAUGAGUUUGUGGAAACGCAUUUCGAGCCAUGCCGAUUGUGAGCAACGCAUGGCAGCUUACUACGAUGAGAAAGGGCUGCUCGACUUGCGUCUGUCUCUGGCGCCCUGGAUUGAAGACAGAAUAAUGUCAGAGCAGCUAACACCGAGCUCCACCGAUCAGUACGAGCGUAUCGCUUUAAAGUUCAACGAAGAUCUUCAACAGAAAUUACUGUCGACUCGCACGUCCAGUGACCAAACCCUUAAGUAUCGCAUAGUUGAGCUCUGCGCGCUUAUCCAACGAACGCCCGCCGUUGAAUUGUACACUUACCUACGUAGCGGUCUGCAAAAGGAGCUGCAGUUAGCCGCUGAGAAGACCGUAGUUUCUACGGGUUGCCAAUCAUCGAUGCCGCUAAAUCCGUACAUGAACAUGAACAACACAGCGGCCGGCCUGGCCAUGGGCAGUGCAUACAUGGACACCAGUGAGGGAUUGGGUGCUGUUGUCGCCCCUGGUGUAGUGGCACCCGGUGUUGUGGGACCCGGUGUAAGUGAGGUUAUGCACAAUGGCAGCGUCACACCUAUGCCGGUCAGACCCAAAAUUGAACUGUACAACGUUACCGUUGAAAUACAGCGCUCUUUUAACGAUUUCAUGCAAUGCGUUAAGGCGCUAAACAUGCUAUCCCAAAGCUAUCAUUAUGUACUGAAUCAACAUAACAAUCCCGAUGCAGAGGCUACGUUUAAGCGCUGCAUCGAGGAGAAGGGCAACAUAGUGGCUCUGCUACGACGAUCUUUUAUGUGCUAUGAGUUUCUGCAGGAUCUGGUCAUUACAGAACUGAAGAAUUGGCGACGACAACAGGCGCUGGCCGGCAAUGGUGCGCCUUUUAAUGAAACAACGCUAGAUGAAAUACAACGUUGCUUUGAGCAGCUGGAAGUGUUCGUCACUCAGCUUCUUUCCGCCGUUAAAGAAACAAUUGCCGUGCGCCUGAUGAAUGCCGAAGAUAUUGAAUUAACUCAAUUGCUAGAGCAGAUUCAGUGUGCGCAGAAAAAUCUCGUCUGUUCGGCCUUUAUCGUUGAUAAACAACCACCGCAAGUUAUGAAAACGAACACCAGAUUUGCAGCCUCAGUUCGCUGGUUGCUGGGCUCGCAAUUGGGCCUACAUAUGAAUCCACCUACAGUCGAGUGCAUCAUCAUGUCGGAGUUACAGGCACAACGCUUUGUUUCCAAACGGACACAUGAAGGCUCCAAUUGCAAUUUGGGUGGGCAAUCCUCGGGCGAAAUCCAAAACUGUGCCAGUGCUAUGGAGUAUCAACAGAAUACACACGUUUUUUCUGCCGGCUUUAGAAACAUGCAGUUAAAGAAAAUAAAACGCGCUGAGAAGAAAGGCACGGAAAGCGUCAUGGAUGAAAAGUUCGCUUUGUGCUUUUUUGCAACAACAACUGUCAACGAUUAUCAGAUACACGUGUGGACAUUAUCACUGCCUGUGGUGGUAAUUGUGCACGGCAACCAAGAGCCACAGUCUUGGGCCACUAUCACGUGGGACAAUGCCUUUGCGGACAUUGUACGGGAUCCCUUUGUGGUGACAGAUCGAGUCACUUGGGCCCAACUUUCCAUCGCUUUAAACACCAAAUUCGGAUCAACAACACAGCGCGCCCUGACUGGCGAGAAUUUGGAUUUUCUCUGUGAGUGCCACUGCGUUACUUGCAUAGCCUAUUCUAAAAAUUGUUACUAUAUCUUGAUAUAUACUUCAUUAGAUGAAAAAUUGCAGCGCGAUAACGUGGCGGGCGAAUAUAUAUCUUGGAACCAGUUUUGUAAGGAGCCGCUUCCGGAUCGCAAUUUUACAUUUUGGGACUGGUUCUUUGCCAUCAUGAAAUUAACUAAAGAUCAUUUACUCAGCAUGUGGAAGGCCGGCCGCAUUACAGGCUUUAUUAAUAGAGCUAAGGCUCAAAAUGAUCUCAUGCAAGCUACCACCGGCAUAGGCACAUUUCUUGUACGCUUUUCCGACAGUGAAUUGGGUGGCGUGACCAUAGCCUACGUUAACCAGUAUGGUACAGUGACCAUGGUAUCGCCCUGGAUUGCUCGCGAUUUGCAAAUAAUUAACUUGGCAGAUCGUAUACGUGACUUGGAUGCGCUGCGUUGUUUACAUCCUACAGAUGUUAAUGUUCAGCCGUUGGAUCGCGAUUCUGCCUUCGGCGAAUUCUACACAACCCGCGAUGAGGAAAAACCUCGGAGCGAUGGCUACGUACGUACCAGCGUGCACGUGCGUACUGGCGAUGACACUGGCUCCAUCAGUGGUACACCCCACCAUCCCAUGCAGUCGCCACAUCAGGACAGCAUGUCGAUGCCAAACCUCUCACCGAUUGGGGGAGUCGUGUGGCCAACCACGGAUGAUUCUGAUUCAGAUGAUAGCUUGGUGGCUGAAACUAUCGAGAGUAUUGUCAUGAAUACCCCGCUAGAUCAUCCACUAGUGUGUCAGAUCAGUAAUACGAUAUUCAAUGUGUGCAAAGAGCGGGAACGGGUGAUGGACACUGACCAGAUACAGUACGCUGAUCAUUACGGAGAAAAUGCCUGUACAUCACCUUUCAAUCAGACGGUUCUAAAUCAAUAAAGGAGAGGGAGAAUUUUCUUGAGUGUGUUGUGCUGCUUUUCUGAGUGGUGAUUUUGGAAUGACGGAUUUUGAUUCAAUUUCGAACUUUGACGUAUACAAAAUUUAAAAGAAAUGAAAUAUAUAUAUAUAUAUAUAUAUAAAUAUAUAUAUGUAUAUAUAAAUAAAUAUAUAAUAAAUAAAUAUUAAUGUAUUCAUAAAUAAAUAUGUUACAAUGAUACACAAACACAACACGUCGGACGUCCAAUGUGCAGAUGAUAAACGCCUUCAAGUUACGACGCUACCCUGAUCUUUGUGAAUUUAUUUUUGCAUCAUCUUACUUUGUUUGCAUAGUUUAAAUUUAUUAAUUGAUGUUGGAAUUUGUUCUUCUGGCAUGUUCUGCGCAUAUUUGUGCAAUGCCAUACACUAUCCAACAACCACAACAUCAACAACAACAACAAUGCAUGCAACAUCUUGCAACAUCUGAACACAACACUCCCACAGUUAGGACAUAAUUCCUAUCUUUGAUUUAUUUGUUGUGUAUGAAAGAUCGGCAUGUGUCCGUGUGUGUGCGCCUUGAAAUUGAUUUUAACUAUGAUAGCAUUAUAAUGCCGAUUCAGUUGUGCGUGAUGGUUGAAUAUCAAAAUUUGUUUUUUAUGUUUAAUUAAAUACUUUGAUUUACAUUUCUUAGAUUCUUUAAGUUAAAAUGUUAUAUAAUAAUGUUACAUUUAGUAAAUUAGAACUUAUUCAAACGACCAGCAUAUACAAUUUGCUAAAAACAAAUUCUAAGUUUCGAUUUAUAUAUGUAGUAGUAUUUCUUUCUGUAAAAACCCUUUCAUUGGCUUCCAUGUAAACAUAAUUAUGUUUUAUUCAUUUGAAUUAGGAAAAAGCUUAAAUUGCAUUAGAAAUGCUCCUUUUUCGUUUUUUUUUUUUAGUCAUUAUAACGAUAAACGUGAGCUGUCAAAGAAAGAUAUUUUUUGUAUUGCCUAACUAUUAAAAUAUACACAAACUUUAAGAGUUUAAAAUUAGAUUAAGGUAAACGAGUUAAUUAAACGACGAACUAUUUUUUGUGUAUUGAAACGUUCAAAAACGAGUUCUGUUCGACGAAACUAAAUUUGAUGUGUACGUGUAAAACAUAAAGUGAACAUACAAGUUUAAAUGUUAAAAUGUUAUUUCCACGCACACAUUCCUUUACAUCUGACAUACAUAUGUAAAGCUCCGUGCAGAAACUGAUUAUUGAUUAUCCACACUGAUUAAAUUAAAUGGAGUGUUUUAAAUGUAAUUUUAUUCUCAUAUCGCAACUAAAGGUUUAAAUUCAAUGGAGAUAGAUGUUGAAAACGAACUAAACAUACAUAUUCUUGUCAAAAUGGCCAAUAAAGAUUUAUUUUAAAACCUA
Scaptodrosophila lebanonensis is the source of this 4457-nucleotide messenger RNA. RefSeq names its product signal transducer and transcription activator (gene Stat92E). Bases 506 to 3085 code for a protein of 859 amino acids. Gene Ontology annotation, molecular function: RNA polymerase II cis-regulatory region sequence-specific DNA binding; DNA-binding transcription factor activity, RNA polymerase II-specific. Gene Ontology annotation, biological process: cell surface receptor signaling pathway via JAK-STAT; regulation of transcription by RNA polymerase II; regulation of cell population proliferation. The record is from RefSeq and is a predicted model, not a curated record. The transcript has 9 exons. Lineage: Eukaryota; Metazoa; Arthropoda; Insecta; Diptera; Drosophilidae.